Molecule: messenger RNA, 1076 nt
Organism: Racocetra persica
Lineage: Eukaryota; Fungi; Glomeromycota; Glomeromycetes; Diversisporales; Gigasporaceae
Source: the annotation of a GenBank genome assembly
UUGUAGAAUAUCAAAAGGAAUUGCUGACUCCUGAAUUUCAUGAUGCUUUACUUGAUGCUUUACAGUUAAGGCAACAAGAAGAUGCAAUAAUCGAACCUCAAACUCCUCAAUCUAUUUGGGAACAUCUUGUUAAGGAGGCAAAAGCACGAAAUGUUCCUAUUGAAUGUUUCCAUGAUCUCGGAAACAUUAAAAUCGAGGCCGAAGGGACUUUCAAAAGAGUGUUUCAUUUUGCCGAUGACACUAGUUUCGUUGUUCAAAACUUUAAGCAAAUCACGUCAGAUACAUUGGAAACUCGUGUUAGGGAGGCUGGUGUUGCGAAUGCUGGCCAGAUUAGGUCAAUUUAUAAGAGUCCCAGCGACGAAUUAGUCGGACUGUCAAUGGAAAGGUACGAGCAAACUCUGAAAGAUUAUGCUUUCAAUUCAAGGCGUGUCUUAACGGGUGAACAAAAAUAUAAGCUCAUUGUCGAUAUGCUACGAGGUAUCCGAGCCAUUCAUCAAGCCGGCUUUGCACACCGGGACCUUUCCGAGGUCAAUAUGAUGGUAUCGGAAACUGGCGAAAAAUUGAAGGAUGGUAGCAUAAUGCCGGAAUUAGUCAUAAUCGACUUUGGUAAAGCCGAAUUUGUCCGACCUUUUGACGUUAAAAGGUGGUCCGUUGGAACUGUUGAGGAUGAGAGGCUCAGCAUUUUGCCCAUGAUUAAAACGCCACCAGACCAUGGUUAUAGACUAUAUAGAUCCAUCAUGACACUUCCAAAAAAUAAUCAUGACAAAGAAAUUUUGGGGCCGUAUGACCCUUGUGCCGAAGAUAUUUAUUCGAUUGGCGUUCUAAUUUGGCGUACAUUUUCAGGUCAAGCUCCAUGGAAUGGUCUUCUUGACACAAAUAUCAAAUUAUUACGAGAACUGGUGUCAAAUGCAGAAAAAAUUAGCCUCCGAAUUGAGAAGGAUGUAAGAGGUGAACAUUCUAAAAGGUUGUUGUAUCGAAGCCUCGAUCCCAAUCCACAGGCAAGGAAUAGUGCAGAUGAAUUGUUAAGGUGGGUAACAGAAGAAGUUGUGAAAGAAGAGUUGAUUAAGGAGUGGUCG